GGGGAGAGAGGCGAACAUGGAGGAGAUAAUGGGGACGGGAGAGCGGGUUUUCGCCGCGGAGAGGAUCUUGAAGAAAAGACUCCGCAAGGGGAAGGCUGAGUACCUGGUCAAAUGGAAGGGCUGGUCCUCCAAGCACAACAGCUGGGAGCCCGAGGAGAAUCUGUUGGACCCACGACUUCUCCUGGCGUUCGAGAGGAUUCAGCAGGAGAAGUCUGCCAUGGGGAGACGUGGAAGGCGACGCGGACGCCCGCGCAAGGACCCGGAGGGGUUCCCCGCGGGUCUCUCCGGGCGCCUGCGAGCCGCUCACUCCGCUGCCCUUCCCACGGCGUCGCCGGUCCCCCCUCCACCCCACGGCCCGGGUGGGGGGGCCGGGCCCCCCCGCCACCCUGAUGCCUUCAGACACAAGCCAGUGUACAAGGUUCGCCGUCUGGUGCCACCGCGGAGUGGCGGCAGUAGCGCCGCGUCGCGCUCGCACCUGGAGCUGCAGCUGCAGCGGCAGCAUCAGCGCAACGAGGUGCGCGCCCUGCAGCUGUUCUCCAUCGCCAACGGCGCCACACGCAAGAUGGGGCGCAAGCUCAAGCGCCUGCAGCAGCAGCAUCAGCACAGGCAGCAGCAGCAACAGAGGCACCAGCCGCACUGUCUGCAGCAGCAGCAGCUCCACCACCGCUCUCCGGCGUUGCGGCCGCUGGGCGGAGUCACCGUCACGGCGAGCUCGGUGGAGCCGGACCCACGGCCGACGCCGGUGGCGGCGGUGGCGGCGGCGCAGUCGUCGCUGCCGGCCAUGGGGUUGGGCGGUCGGGGCGACGCCGGUCCCAGGAUGCACAGCGGCCGGACUACGCCAGUGCCGUCCGUUGGGGUCGGAGCCGCCGCCGCCGCUGCCGGCGGAGGCGGCGGAGUCGGCGGCGGGGCUGGCGCCGGGUACUUUGCGCGGCGCGAGUGUCCCCGGGCUCGGCCCGGCCGGCAACCGCUGGCGCCGGCGCCGGUGCCCGGCGCGCGGAGCAGGAGGCGCCGGCGAGUCGGCGACGACGUGGGGAUGGUCCUGCGCCGCGGGGAGGACGACGACGACGACGACGAGGAGGACCUCUACAGCCCGGCCUCGCAGCGCCGCUCCCCUCGCCUCGAGGAGGUGAAGGCUCCGGCCCGCGCGGCGGUCGCGGCGGCCGCGCCGGCGCCGGCGGCGGCUGCGCCGGCCGCGGUGACGGCGGCGGUGGCGCCCGCGGCGCCGUCCCCCCCGACCUCGUCGUCGUCGUCCACCUCGUCGUCCUCGUCCAGCUCGACCUCGUCCUCCUCCUCGUCAUCGUCCUCCUCGUCCUCGUCGUCGUCCUCACAAUCCUCGUCGUCCUCCUCCUCGUCUGAGGAGGAGGACGACGAGGACGACGACUGCGACGACGACGACUGCGAGGAAGACGACGACGACGACGAGGCGGACAGCAGCUGCGCCGACGGGAGGGAGGCGGGCGAGGUGGACGAGGCGGGGCCCCGGCCGGGGGGCGCCGUGACGCAGCAGCAGCAGCAGGCGGCGGGGGCGGGGGGGGCGGCAGGGGGUGGCGGAGCGCUGUGCGGCCGCGCGGGCCCCCCGCUGCAGCUGGGGAGUGCCGCGGCGUUGGCGCCCGAGUGGAAGCCCAAGGCCUUCCUGGCGCAGCACGUCAUGGUGACGGACGUGACGGCGAACCUGCUCACGGUCACCGUCAAGGAGAGCAGCUCCAGCGUCGGCUUCUUCGCCGGCCCACGGGGGGCAGCGCUGUGACUGAACGUUUGGUUUUUGGGGGGGGGCGACCGAUAUGCGUGAGGAGGAGUCUUAUUGGCCAAACCGCAAGGGGGUCUGGGGUGUGGUGGUGGGGGGCGCGGUGCUAUGACUGAACCGUACAGCGGGGGGGGGGAGGUGGGGGUCACGUUGAGGGUCACGCUGAGGGUCACGCUGAGGGUCACGCCGUGGAGGUCACGCCGAGGUCACGCCGAGGUCACGCUGGGGGCCGAGCCGUGGUCGGUUGUGUCAAAACAAUCGGGGACCGAACUUGUUCGCUGCUGGGCGUCAUGGGGUUUCGUCGCGAAAGACCGGCGCCUUGAACAACAGCGCCGCAGCCAAUCGGCAAACCCCCACCCCCCCAUUUGUCUCCCCCCCCCCCCCUCCCACAAUGGUAGUGCAGUACGAUGGAUCAUCGCGAUUCCGCAUCGCCAUCCAAUUCGACAGUCAUUCCUAUUUCUACGCCGUGCCGAACGUAUAGUGGCGGCUGCGUGAAUCGACUGCGUACGAUACGGCACGAUAUUGGGAGGGAGAGUCCAUGGUUGCGCGCACGAUUUUAUCCGUGUGGAGUGAGCGUAAGAAUAGAUGUCAAUAAGAUGAUCGAUUUGCAAUUGACGUUUGGGUUGGGCCACUUAUGGAUUACGUUUGAGCGCACUCACCGGUAGUUUGAAGAUCAGUUUUUCCCACGACAGAAUUUAGCGGUUUUAUAAAAACGACGUUUCACUUCAAUUUGCGUCGAGCAUCUCCAGGGUGUCUCGGAACCAGCCAAAAUCAGAAAUGGCUUCUGAAGCGAAACAUUUGGCCGGAUGGGAUCAUUACAUGUCGCCUAACCCAAGAAUCAAUAGUGGAUCAUGGCAUCGGUCGUGAAAACCACCUACGGCGUUGGGUUCAUCGACGCGUUGUUAAGCAUCCUACGCUUGACAUGCCAUCUCGCUUCCACCACUUAUAUGGUUAUGCUGUGGUCAUCAAUGUGCCCUUCUCCUACAAGUAGAGAAUGGUACACCGUGCCGGAGCUUCUCGGAACACCAAUCGUGCAAACCCGAGCACUUUUCAUAACGGUUCCUAGUCCUAGACCACAAUGUUUUUUUUUUCUUCCGCAAAGAGGGAAAAUGGCAGUAGUUGAUCGUAGGCUACUUACUGCAGGACGAACGGCACGGGUUUCUUACCGACGCUUGCCCAUUCACUCUUCCAUCACCGCUCACGGCCUACCCCCCCCCCACCCCCUCACCAUGAACCUCAAAAACAAUUUCUGAUUGGCAGCAGCGGUGUUUUUAAGAGCGGCAGGAACAGUUUGCGACGUCGCACGUGCCCCGAGCGGGGUCCGGUACUCUGGAGGCCGAGGUGUUGGUGCCUCGCUCUCAAACCCACCGGAGCGCGAUGGGCCGCCAGUAGCACGCGUUAAGCGAGUUCGUGAACCUGUCUGUGCGGACUUUUGAACGAUAUCCCCUGCUACGCGUGGCGGGGGGGGUUUGUCUGAAAAUAUCGGUUUCCUCAACGCGCGCACACGCGCACGCGCGCAUGCGCACGCAUAACAAGACACCCCUUAAGGUAUUUGCCAGGCAUUGGAAUGUAGGACCCUCCAGGAAAAUGAUCUUGAGACUCAUUCAGACUUUUGUCGGGUAAAUUAGCAUCAUGAUUAAUUUACCCAUGUCUUAUUUCUAGGUGUUAAACAACUUAACGCUUAUCGUAUUUUGCGCAACCGGCCAUUGGCAGAGGUCAGACUGUACUUGGGUUGGGAGAGCGGUCGGUCAUAUGAUGCCAUGCCAUGCCACGGGACUCACCCCGAGAUUAUACUUGACCUUUUCGUAAGAGACACGGAGGCACGCCCGUAAACUGACCCAGCGGAGAGAGAGAUGCUGAUGUGACCUAAAGCGGGUCUUGGGUGAGGCAUACACCAAUCCAGGGUAUCGCCAACCCUGACUGGGGCAGAGGCAUGGGAAAAAGGGCACGGUGACCCAGAGGGACGAGAGUAACGUAGGGGGGGUCUGGUUGUGACAGUACCCAGAUUGGGGUACUGAUCUCAUUGCAGGCGAAUCCGCGAGGUCACGAGGCCGAAACAACGUUGUGCUUUUUUGCCCCGUUCCAGUUACAUUUUUAACCGCUUUUAAAGUUCACGAAUGCAACACUCUCUCUUCCCCCGAUCCUGCCUCGACCCCCCCCCCCCCCCACAACGAAGGGGUAUGGGGUGACACACCCUGUGGCCGGCCGUCCUCCGGGACCGUGACCUCGAUCCCUCUGACCCUGAUGCUGACCUCCCCCCAGCCCCACCGGUUUGGGGGGGUCACAACAACACGCUCGGCAAAGUGACCCCCAUUGUAAAUAUUUUAAAUAUCGGUGUUGAUUUAUUGUGCGGGCUAAAGUAAUUUUCUAUCGCCCAGCAGAAUUACCUUACGUAUUAUUAUUAUCAUCAUCAUCAUCAUAUUUGUAUUGUCAUGAUGUUUGUAUUAUUAUCGAGCCUUGUGUGUACAGCAUUAUUGUAUACGGUAGGCGCAGUGUUGGCCAAGACAACCUACGUACAGUAUACGUAUACUGUUAGCGUGUGCGCGCGUGUGCGUGUCUGGGGAAGCCAGUGCCAAAGCUGUUCCCACGCUGCGCUCCCAGUGAGACCUCGGUUCGACUCCCAGCCAUGAUGUCGGAACGUAGAGCGGCGAGUGGUACCUGAACCAGUCCUGGAACCCCGCCCCGCCCCCCCCCUCUAGGUGGACUCGGCCUUAAACGAGUACCUUGUAUGGUGUGUAUACAAACAUCAGCGCUCGGGAGAUAUUGCCCCGGGCAGAAGUGGUGCUGGCCACAUCAUCACGUGUUGUAUUUUUGUUUCCGGCCUUAAUAAGUGCUCGCUAACAGCACUUGCCCUUCGUGGUCUAUAAGACUAAAUGGGGGGGUGUUUGUCCUUGUAUAGUGUUUCCACGUUACACGACUGUGUACGCUCCUGUACGAACUGCUGCGUUGGCAUUUGGCAUGCGGCCCACAUAGAGCUGCGUGUACGCCCACAGGGUGAACCGUUGUUACACGCAGCGUCUGUGCCUUGCGCACGUCCGAACAGUAGGCGCGCACACGUAUACACAAUUGUGUGUGUGUGUACACACAGUAUGUGUGUAUAUAUAGUGUACGUAUUAUGCAGUGUAUACAUGGCGAUCCAAUUUUAGAUGCCCCACCGAUUUGUAGUGUGACCCACUUCUCAACGGCUGAUUACAUUCGUUGCAGAGGAGGAGGAGGACGUUAAAAUAUUUAACAAGUACAUUGAGGUUGGUGGGAGACGAGUGGAGGCUUUGAAUUAAAAUGAAACAGAUUAUUUGGUGCUGCUGCUUCUGCAUUGGAAGGAGCACAACAUUAACACGACAAAAACCACGCGACACGUUCAUCGAUACCUUUGCCUUACAAGGAAGAAAUAUAGAGUAGGUGACGUUUCGAGCAAAUGGGUCCUUCCUCUUAGCGUGUCAAAAUAAUGUCAAUGUUUUGCUAUAAUUUAUCUCCCCGAUAUUUUAGUGGGGUGCGUGCAUGCGUGCGCACUGUGCGUGCGUCCCUCUGCUCAAACAAGUAUUGGGACACGGCUCUUUUUCUGCUGAACCAAUGGUGAUAACUCCACAUUCCUAAGGUAGAGGUUGGUUUCUCUACAGUGGAUGGCAGCUACUGGAAUAGCAAUCUACACAACAACAGCAUUCGCUACUAAGUGGCGGUGAAGUCACCACGGCGCUUGUGCCAGACCAGGUGCACUCUCAGGCCACGUGAAGUGUGUCGAACGCUCACAGCUGGCAGGAGGUCACAGGACAGACCCAUGAGCCAUGGAUUGACUGACUUGAGAUGACUGGCAGAUGCAUCACCUGUGGCCCCUACUGUGCCAACAAUCUACAAAAAGACAAAGGCAAUCAACACACUCGCACGCAGACAUGACCACAAACACCAGCACUGCCAACAUUGAUCUCAAACUUCAUCAACAUCAUUGCAAUCAUUUGCCAUCAUUUCCAUCGCCGCGACCACAUGGGUCGUUUCAGCAGAAACAAUCCGGAAAGCUGUUACAGGAAUUAUUUUGGCACCCAGCUACGUCCAUCUUGCCUUAUUUUGUCAUCAUCUUUUUGUGUGUACAAGGUAUGCCCUGUCCAUAAUAUAGGCAUGGAGGGUACAAUACUAUUGUAUUUUUAUGGUGGCGCAAAUCUCAUUUCUCUCAGACAUCUGUGCUAUCGACUCCCUGUAGCUCUUCAAAUCCAGGCAUGGGACCUUCCUCUUCUCUUUGACUGUCGCUUUCUCCCAUACCCAGAGACCCAUAGACUCGCAUAGAGACCUACCACUGCUUCCCUUUCUCUCUAAAACAUAAAUAUUCACGUUGUUUCUGCUACUGGAACAACAAUAUAUCGUAACCUUAUCGUGGUGGUGGGGUUUGCGUGUUACAGUAACCCUCGGAGCUACGUCGUCCGGAGUCUUGUACUACUGGUACGGUACUACUGGUAGGGUCUCGCUUGGCGAACAGGUCUGGGGGGAGCUUCCAGACAACGGUCCAAAACAAAGCCACUCGUGAAUGGUUAAAAAAAUACCAAAAUCAGAAAAUCUUGCCCAGACAAGGAAUACAGUGUAAGAGUAUCAUGGUUAACACGCCACCUCAAUGUUGCAUGGAAGGCGGGGCACAGUAUCGCUGGAUUGACAAACUGGGGUAUGGUUCCCAUUUGUUUAAAAGUGGACCAGAGGGUGUGCCCCAACUACAGAGGAAUCGCACUCCUCAGCGUUUCCGCUAAAGCUGAUGCCAGAGUGCUGGAGAGGAGGCUUGCCCGGUGGUCGUGGAACAGUGGACCAGCUCUUUCCCUCUCACAGAUAUUUGAGGAGUCGUGGAAGUACGCUUUACCAGUCUACCUCUGAUUUGUAGACUUGGAGAAAGCAUAUUGACCGGGUUCCCCGCAAUGUCUUGUGAGAGGUGCUGCGGGAGUAUGAUGUACCGGUGCCGCUUUUGUGCAUUAUCCGGUGUCUCUAUUCCCGGAGUGAGAGCUGUGUCCGUAUGCUUGGGUGUUAAAUCAAAGUUGUUCACCGUGGGUGUUGGACAACGCCAUGGGUGCGUCUUGUCUCCACUCCUGUUUGUGAUUUUCAUGGACAGGAUAUCAAGGCGCAGCCGAGGUAUGGAGAGUAUCCAGUGUACGGGGGCAUGGAGGUAGCGUCGCUGCAUUUUUCAGAUGGCGUUGUCCUCUUUGCCUCGUCGGUCUGUGAUCUCCAGCGGGCACUCGAGCGGUUUGAUGCCGAGUGUGAAGCAGCUGGGAUGAGGUUCAGCACCUGCAAAUCUGAGGUCACGGUUCACUCCUGGGAGACGGUGGAUUGUUCUCUCCAGGUGAGGUGAGGACAGCUGCCCUGAGUGGAGGAGUUUAAGUACCUCGGGGUCUCUCUCGCGAGUGACGCUAAGUGGGAGCGGGAGAUCGGCCAACGGAUCGCUGCGGCGUCCGCGGUGUUGCGUGCACUGCACCGUUCCGUGGUAGUACAGCGGGAGUGGAGUUUUUUCCGAACAAAGCUCUCGGUUUACAGGUCGAUCUGCAUUCCCACCCUCACCUAUGGUCAUGAGCUUUGGGUGAUGACUGAAAGGAUGAGAUCGCGGGUACGAGGGGCUCGAAAUGAGGUUUCUCCGCUGGGUUGCCGGGCUCAAUCUCCAUGAUCGGGUGAGGAGCUCGGUAAUCUGGGAGAGCUUCGGUAGAGCUGCUGCUCGUCAAGAGGAGCCAGUUGAGGUGGUUUGGGCACCUGGUAAGGAUGUCCCCCGGUAGGCUCCCCCUGGAAUUCUACCGGGAACGUCCCACUGGGCGAAGGAGCCGGCCCAGGACACGCUGGCGGGACCAUGUGGCUCAGCUGGCCUGGGAACGCCUGGGAAUUCCUCGGAAAGAGCCAGAGUCUUGUCGCCAGGGAAAGGGAGGUCUGGACCACCACGACUCACAACGCUGCCGCCGCCGCGACCCUCGCCAGGACGAGCAGACUGAGAAACAAGGAACGAACUGUUUCUGUACAGCGGCCCAUUAACAUAACGUAAUUAUACACUUUAAAACAAUGGAAUUUAUGAAUGUGCAUUGUUCAAUGUAUGCACUUCGCACAUUGAAUAGGUUUAAUAUAUGUACGACACGAAGCAUACAUGUAACGCUCUCCAGCAUUGCGACCAGGUGUACGUGUGAGACCAAUCGCACUGCACUACUUUGUGUACGAUAUGCGUGUUCAACAACCCCGUCGGUCCACUGCUGGAUGACAUCCUGCCCACACCAUGUGGAUCACGGGAGUUGAGUGACCAUACUUCACCAUGCUGGUCAGUGCAGGUUGGUGAAAGCGUCACCAUGGUAACAUAGCACGCAAUUUAUGCGCAUGUGUGUGUGUGUGACCUCUACACAGAUUGGUCUUUUCUCUUUUCAAAUCCCUUCAGGGUUUCACUUGUCCCAUCAUCUUCAUUAAAAAAGGGUCGAUAAAUCAAGAACCAUUUUGUGGCUGUCCUGUGCAGAGAUUGGCCUCCCCGUCGCAGGAACGUGGAAUUUCCUCCACUGGCUUAUGGAUGUUUUCUGCGCGUACAAACGCAAGGUGGUUGAUGCGUUUAAAGUCUACGCAGUAAACCACACGCAAGUGCACGUGCACGGUGCACGUAUGUAUGUGGUGUGCGUAUUAACAUCGCUACACCAUGUGUGUGUCCAGCACCAAUCGCUUUGUUCCAGAGGUCCCAAAGCCCUCGUUUUGCAUCCGUCCCGAGGCUUCAAACAUUCUACUGGCUUCCAUGGACAUGCUUGCGUGUCCUGUGGUGGUGACCCCGGUGUCAAGAUCGGCCUCUGUGGAGGAGGCUCGUGAAGGACGCUACUGGGCAGUUGGAGGCAGUCGCCCUCCAACAACAACGGAGGGCGGAGGAGCGACGCUCACAACAACGAGCGGAGCGCCGGGUGGCUAAAGCACAGCAAGUUGGUACAGUAGGGGGCACAGGUGGUGCAUCAGCCAGUCAUCUCGGUCAUCUCGGUCAGUCGACCCGUGGCACCUGCUGGGUCUGCCCCGUGACCUCUUGCCAGCGGGCGUUCGACACUUCACGUGGCCUCAAUGUGCACUUGGCCUGGCACAAGCGUCGUGGUGACGUCACUGCCACUUAGUGGCGAAUGGCGGUUGUUGUUGGUGGUGGUGGUGACGCCGGGUCCCGUGGAGGUUCCCAAGGGUUGCAUGUAGGUUGUGAAACGUUCUGUGGACAUUCUCGCGUGGGUCCUGUGGAUGUCGCCGAUGGAGGGGGGCCCAUGAGUGCGCAUGGACGCACACGCGGUACGCGCGCGCCGUUGACGGAUGACAUGGGAGAGACGUUUUACAGCUGCUGUAAAUAUCGCGCCAGUGUUUGACCGCGUUUAUUAUUAAAGGAACCAGGUUAUUAAACGUCA
Messenger RNA from Lethenteron reissneri (Far Eastern brook lamprey), 9096 nucleotides. RefSeq names its product chromobox protein homolog 2-like. Lineage: Eukaryota; Metazoa; Chordata; Hyperoartia; Petromyzontiformes; Petromyzontidae. Gene Ontology annotation, biological process: negative regulation of transcription by RNA polymerase II. The record is from RefSeq and is a predicted model, not a curated record. Gene Ontology annotation, cellular component: PRC1 complex; heterochromatin.